Molecule: messenger RNA, 1659 nt
Organism: Mycena citricolor
Lineage: Eukaryota; Fungi; Basidiomycota; Agaricomycetes; Agaricales; Mycenaceae
Source: the annotation of a GenBank genome assembly
UUAACCGGGAGUGUUGCAGCCGGACCGGACCCUAACCCUACAAUAAUGCUUACGCCAGUCGUCUUCGGGCGGCCGCAUGCGGGCCAAGCUAUUUGUCUAUUCUUGUCUCUGGCCUUUGACUAAUGCCAAGUUGCCUCUGGGCCCUGGAGGUAGUCAAUGUGUCCGAGCAUCGACUCUGAAGGCAACGCGGACCCCCAUCUCAACUUCUCCGUAGCGCGAGAAUUGACUGGUCUACUGCACUAUAUCUUUAGGCUAGAGAACUAGCUAGGGCGGACCCUCGAAGAAUGACUGCGCUUGACCUCCAACGCUGCUGCGCGGUCUUCUCAUGAGCCCAGAUCCCCUCGGCGCUGGAAAUAUCGCACCACUUGACAUCCCCUCCACCACGCUUACGAUACCGAAUUGCGAAAACCUGACCCACUGUCUUCCCCGGAUAUAUCUUGGCUGAAUAUCUGGAUGAACUCGAAGCUUACAAGUGGCGCCGAAUCUAUGCAAGUUGCUUGGCUCGUAUGUAAAAAUAUCGUGACCAUCAGUAGUCACGUACAGCGCCAAGCCCUUUCUAUUCUUGUCCUCUUGGCAAAGCACCUAUAUAAAAGCGCGUCCUCCGAUGUAAAGUCAGUCGUAAUCCCCGCGAUGCAGCACCUCAACUACUCGGAACCUUCUUCCUCGCGUCAUGGCCUGGCUUCGCCGCCUCUGGGACAUCUGGCAUCGUCUGCCAACUCACUUCUGAGCCAGCCUGCCCCGCCAACUCUCCGAGACAUACUAGGAGCUUAUAAGCUCAAUGGAGAUGGCGACCGAGAUAUGCUCAUAGCCAUGCUGAAUGCAAAGACUGCCGAAGACCAGCGAAUCUCUGCUCUCGCUGCACUACAUCGGACAAUGCUAGACGUGUACCACCUGCCGUCACACAGCAGUCAUCGCCACGAUUAUCCCAUGUUCAGUCAUCCAUCACCUCCUCCGCCGCUCGAGGUCCGAUCCUCUCGACCAGCUUACCAACACGUGACACCAUAUCCUCGGCCCUCGUACCGUGCCUCCAGUCCGAAUUCUGACCAUCGAAGAAAACGUGCCCGAGCUUCCCGGUCUCCCCCGCCUUCAGUGGCAGACCAUCGCCAUCACCCCAUGCGGCGGCCAGAACAGGACGAAUUCCCCCCCUCGCCGUCUUCUAGCAGCGAUUCGGCAGAUUAUUCGCCACGGUCUCGUGGCUCCAUGACGAUAACGUCCCUGCUGUCCACGAGUACAAAUGCUGAUGGGAGUGCCGACGAGCGAGCUUGAUUUGUGUAUUUCUGGUAUGUCAGCCAAGCAGGGCAAGACUUUCUUGGGAUUCUUGGCGUGUAUAGUAUAGCUUGGAUGAUAAUAAACACAUGUGUGAAACGUUCUGGCCUGUCGGCUGUCGUUCUGUGCUCUAAUUAGCACUACGUCCCUCCUGCGCUAAGAUCCAAACCACCGGAGUCAAGCAUCUCAACCAGUGUUAGGCAGGUUUCUAAUUAUAGCCCGUCAAUGCCAAGCAUUUUGCCCGCUGUUUAGUUGUGUAAAUUAAAGCGCACCUAGAAUAUCUCGGAUUUCUUCCGGGCCAUGGAGCAUGUGCGGUGACAGGAAUCUUAUAUUGGUCUCCAGAACCAGCUCUUCGGUAGUAUCCAGGGUCAGUCUCAGCAACAACUAGAAAAC